Messenger RNA from Aspergillus nomiae NRRL 13137, 1173 nucleotides. RefSeq names its product DXO/RAI1 family decapping nuclease. The transcript has 8 exons. The record is from RefSeq and is a predicted model, not a curated record. Gene Ontology annotation, cellular component: nucleus; cytosol. Gene Ontology annotation, molecular function: mRNA 5'-diphosphatase activity. Lineage: Eukaryota; Fungi; Ascomycota; Eurotiomycetes; Eurotiales; Aspergillaceae. Bases 1 to 1173 code for a protein of 390 amino acids. Gene Ontology annotation, biological process: NAD-cap decapping; nuclear-transcribed mRNA catabolic process.
AUGAAUCAAAGCACCUUUGACAUACAGCCGAUUGGCCGCUUCUAUGGAUCCAAUGCUACAAUUCGCCGUCCUAAGGAGAUCACUUGCUUUUCAUAUGACGACCAGCACAUCUUUCAUUUAGGGGAUUCGUCCCUACGAUACUACUAUCCACCACGUCUUCCUGCAGACUUGAAUUGCGGUUAUGAUACCUUCCAAAAGUUGGAUGACUCAGCAGAUGAGCAUCUAGAUGCUCUACUGGAAACGAUCAUGGCUUUAGAAAAGGAGACAGGGAAAAAAUGUGAGGCCGACAUCAUCACGUGGAGGGGAAUGAUGACCAAAAUCCUGACGGCACCAUUCGACAAUUUGAAUGGAUUCGAAAUGAAUGCGACCCGGUUCCAAGUGAGUUCCAUCCAGGGCCUAUUUAGUCCUUUUCGUGGUAUCCCGAAGCUAACCAUUGUGCCUCAGGAUACUAUAUUCAUUGAAGAGAACAAUCUCUACAAGAACCAGCAAAAACAGUUACAAAAGAAUCAACGAAUGCCCCCAGGGAUGCCUUCUCAGGAUAUGAUGGCCUAUUGGGGGUACAAAUUCGAAACAAUAUCUCUUCUCAACCAGCCAUGGGACGCGACUACACGUGAAGAGAUUGAAUCCCGAGAUGAGCUGGCUGUGAACAACAACGCCCAAUACUGUUCAGUUGUACGUACAGGAAUAGGCAAGACGCGACUGAUAAUCGGGGGCGAGGUUGAUGCCGUCUGGGAUUGCAAGCCUGCUCGAAAAGAAGACGGUAUCCACUGGGUGGAACUCAAAACAUCUGCAGAGAUCAGGAAUGAUCGGGACAUGUUGAAAUAUGAGCGGAAACUGUUAAAAUUCUGGGCACAGUCAUUCUUGCUUGGUGUUCCCAAAAUCAUUGUAGGUUUUCGUGAUCAGCGUGGUAUCGUCCAUCGCUUAGAAGAGCUCGAGACUGCCAGCAUACCAAAUAAAGUCAAAAACGCUAGUAGGGGUACCUGGGACGGGAACAUUUGCAUCAACUUCACUAGUGCUUUUCUCGAAUGGCUAAAAUCUACUAUUAAUGAGGAAGGGAUGUGGAGAAUUCGAAAGCUCGAGAAGUCAUCCAUUAUUGAAGUAUUCAGACUCGAAGAGAGUGGAACGGGUGAUAUAAUUUCGCCAUCAUUCUCAACCUGGCGGUCAAAGACAUGA